This is a messenger RNA of Epinephelus fuscoguttatus (brown-marbled grouper), 991 nucleotides long. Its product is annotated as non-histone chromosomal protein HMG-14A-like. The transcript has 6 exons. Bases 143 to 436 code for a protein of 97 amino acids. The record is from RefSeq and is a predicted model, not a curated record. Gene Ontology annotation, biological process: chromatin organization. Gene Ontology annotation, molecular function: nucleosomal DNA binding. NCBI's taxonomy places the organism in Eukaryota, Metazoa, Chordata, Actinopteri, Perciformes, Serranidae. Gene Ontology annotation, cellular component: chromatin; nucleus.
CCCAUUCAACCACUCGCCUCUCUGUUCCAGUGUGUUUACUACACUGCCGAGCAUAAGGGAGACACUCGUCUUCACAUGCACUGAACCCACUAAGAAAAACAGUUUUUAGUUGUAUUUGUAAGAAAACCUCCAAGAGAUCAACAUGCCCAAGAGAAAGAACGCAUCAGCAACAGGAGACGAAAGGGAUGAGCCCCAGAGGAGAUCAGCUCGGUUAUCAGCGAGACCGGCCCCACCCAAGCCGGAACCAAAGGUCAAGAAGGCAGCAAAGAAAGAAAAGGCUGUGAACGACAAGAAGGAGGACAAGAAGACCAAGAAGGCAAAGGAGAACGCAGAGGCGGAGGCAAACGAGGAAAACCACUCUGAGAACGGAGAGGCCAAGACCAACGAGGUGGAGGCAGCCCCCGAGGAGGCCAAGGAGGAGGCCAAGUCCGAGUAGCACCACUGCCCAAGCUUCCUCCUCCUCUACAAUCCCCCCUUCCCCCCCUGAACCCCAAGCCAGCCAGCCAGCCCCCCCAAGUCUCUCACAUGGUUUCCCUCCAAGGCGUAUUGUUAACAGAGGAAUAUUUUUAUCAAUGAUUUUAUAAGUAUCCGUACAGAUUUUUAGCACAAAACGCAAAGCUGAUUAUGGAGCGCCUUGCAGAUUUGCAGUGGUCAUAUCAAGUGUCUGCAAGCAAGAUGAACACACUAAAAUCUUUUUUAAAUGGCAUUUCAUGAUUGUUGAAGGCUUGUUUGGUGUAGAAAGUGCGUCCCUUGCCGGAUUGGCUAUGUUGUGAGUUGUGUAUUCCUGUGUUUUUCCUCCUUCCCCCGCUCUCCCUUCCUCCUCCUCCUCCCCUCUUCUUCCUCCACAGAUUAGACCUUCCUCCCCCUUACAGUUCAGCCUUUAUCCAUGUUUUAUUAACGGUUCAGCCAUGUUAAUGUGGGUGAUUCUUUUAGACCUCUAAAUGUGCAGUGAGUUCCCUUUGCUUCUGUCUCUUGUUUUUUUUUUUUUUUU